Molecule: messenger RNA, 378 nt
Organism: Colletotrichum graminicola M1.001
Lineage: Eukaryota; Fungi; Ascomycota; Sordariomycetes; Glomerellales; Glomerellaceae
Exons: 1
Coding region: 1-378 (125 amino acids)
Source: RefSeq, a predicted model, not a curated record
AUGGCCGAUCACGAUAAGCCCCCCGCGUACGGCGGCCCUCCCCCCCAGCAACCCCAACAAUCAUACCAGGGCUACGGGUCGCCUCCUCCUCCCGGCGGCCCCGGAGGCUACGGCCCUCCUCCCCCGGGCCCUUACUACUCUCCCGGCCCGGAGAUGGGAUACGGCCCCCAGGGCGGCCCCUACCCGCCCCCCGGCCAGUACCCUCCGGGACAAUACCCUCCCCAGGGGUACUACGGCCCGCCGGGCGGCCCGCAGGGCCCCUACCCGCCGCAGGGCGGCUACUACCAGGACAACCGCGGUGGCGGUGGCGGAAGCGGCAUCAUGGCCGGUCUUCUCGGUGCGCUCGCGUGCUGCUGCUGUCUUGACUGCUUGUUCUAA